This is a messenger RNA of Saccostrea echinata, 879 nucleotides long. Its product is annotated as protein FAM136A-like. Gene Ontology annotation, cellular component: cytoplasm. The transcript is spliced from 3 exons. The record is from RefSeq and is a predicted model, not a curated record. Lineage: Eukaryota; Metazoa; Mollusca; Bivalvia; Ostreida; Ostreidae. Bases 36 to 470 code for a protein of 144 amino acids.
UUGUUUGUUUUAAUUUAACCACACAAAUAAAGAAGAUGGCGAACAUAGAGGACGCACAAGCACGUGUGCGAAAUGCAUUUAACGACAUGAUGGCAGCAAUUGACAAAGAUAUUAUAAGACAGAGACAGGCAGACAUGCAUACUUGUGCAGCCAAGUGUUACGGUGAUAGAAAAAGUCCAAUUGAAGAUAUUGAGAGGUGUGCACAAAACUGCAAUGCCAAGCUAAUGGAAGCAUCAAACUUUGUUCAAAGAGAAGUGGAAGGUUUUCAAAAUCGGAUCACAAGAUGCGCCAUGGAUUGCCAGGAUGCUGCAAGAGACAAACUUGGUCCAGAUACGAAAGAGAGCGAAAUUCAGGGCUAUAAAGAAGACAUGGAGAGGUGUGUUAUUAAGUGUGUGGACACUCAUAUAACAACUUUACCAAGUCUAGAGAAGAGGCUACGAUUAGGACUUACAAAGGGAAAAUAUGACUGAUAUAAACCUGCUGUUUAGAAAUUUUUUUUUUAAAUUACUAAAUUUACAAAAUGUUCCCACAUUUAUAAGUGUUGAGGUAGAAGAAUUUUUUUUAAUAGUAAGUUUGAUGCUUGUGUUCAGUGCACACUAGUAGGUCAAUGCUUUGUAGAGUGUUACUGCAUAUACAUUUGUUUUUGUAUAAGCAACAUUUUUUCAUUAAAAAAAAUAUACAUGUACAUUCAUAUUUAUGUAAGAGUGAACAGAAUUCAUAACCAGCACAGAGCACAGAACAAUAGAUAUGGAUCUGAUAUCUGGGAACUUGGUAAUUUUUUUUUUAAUACAUCACUCAUAUAUGUUGAUGAAUUCUUUUGACAACAUAACAAAAUUUAUAUAAUGAAAAAAUAAAUAUUUAUCUGAAAUUGUCACGUUA